AUGACUGCGCUGUUCAACUUUACUGGUAUGCUGACAAUGGUGCUGCUCAUCAUUUGCACAUGCACGUACAUCCGCCUCAAGAUGCCGACGAUUUUCGACCGAGGGCAGUUGCCUGGGAAACACGAAGGAUUCACGGGUUUGUGCUGGAAGGCAUCUCGCAUCGGAGAGCGGAAGAGCGAGUAUGUGGCUGCCUUGCUGUUGGCAAUGGCGGUCCACCGGUUGUUCUUUGCCGUGUAG
Molecule: messenger RNA, 237 nt
Organism: Aphanomyces invadans
Lineage: Eukaryota; Oomycota; Saprolegniomycetes; Saprolegniales; Verrucalvaceae
Exons: 2
Coding region: 1-237 (78 amino acids)
Biological process (GO): intracellular transport; protein secretion
Source: RefSeq, a predicted model, not a curated record